Molecule: messenger RNA, 1365 nt
Organism: Penicillium egyptiacum
Lineage: Eukaryota; Fungi; Ascomycota; Eurotiomycetes; Eurotiales; Aspergillaceae
Source: the annotation of a GenBank genome assembly
AUGUCCGAGAAUCUCCACUUUGACACUCUGCAGCUUCAUGCUGGUCACGAACCCGAUUCAACCACAAACUCACGCGCUGUCCCAAUUUAUGCGACUAGCUCUUAUGUGUUCAAUGACUCGGCCCACGGCGCGAGGCUCUUCGGCCUCAAGGAGUUCGGCAACAUCUACAGCCGAAUCAUGAACCCGACAGUUGACGUCUUCGAGAAGCGCAUUGCAGCCCUGGAAGGUGGUGUUGCCGCCGUCGCUGCCUCCUCCGGCCAGGCAGCCCAAUUCAUGGCCAUCUCGGCCCUCGCCCAUGCUGGAGACAACAUCGUCUCCACCAGCAACCUGUACGGUGGCACCUACAACCAGUUCAAGGUUAUGUUCCCACGCAUGGGAAUUACUACCAAGUUUGUACAGGGUGAUAAGCCUGAGGAUAUUGCCGCGGCCAUUGAUGACCGUACCAAGGCUGUCUACAUUGAGUCUAUUGGUAACCCCCGCUAUAAUGUUCCGGACUUUGAGGCCAUUGCCAAGGCUGCACACGAGAAGGGUGUUCCCGUUGUGGUCGAUAACACCUUUGGCGCAGGUGGCUACUUUGUUCGCCCAAUUGACCACGGUGCCGAUAUUGUCGUGCACAGUGCUACGAAGUGGAUCGGUGGCCAUGGUACCACCAUUGCCGGAGUCGUGGUUGACAGUGGGAAGUUUGACUGGGGCAAGCACGCUGCCCGGUUCCCCCAAUUCGUCGAGCCAUCCGAGGGUUACCACGGGUUGAAGUUCUGGGAGACUUUCGGCUCGCUCGCUUAUGCUAUCCGGGUGCGCGUUGAGAUCCUGCGCGACCUCGGUUCUGCCCUGAACCCCUUCGGUGCCCAGCAGUUGAUCCUCGGACUGGAGACUCUGAGUCUGCGCUGCGAGCGACACGCAACUAACGCCGUCGCCCUGGCUAAGUGGUUACAGAAGAACGAGAAUGUGAGCUGGGUGUCAUACCCCGGUCUGGAGGAUCACCCUAGUCACGAUCUUGCAAAGAAGUACCUGACCCGCGGCUUUGGUGGUGUGCUGUCUGUGGGCAUCAAGGGUGGCGCUGCCGCUGGUGCUCAGGUCGUUGACAACUUCAAGUUGAUCUCGAACCUUGCCAAGUAUGACUCCUUCCCAUUCGCUCUCCUUUGGAAGCUUUUACUGAUAUACUGUAGUGUCGGCGAUUCCAAGACUCUGGCCAUUCACCCUUGGUCCACUACCCAUGAGCAGCUCACGGAGCAGGAGCGUCUUGACUCCGGUGUCAAGGAGGAUGGAAUCCGUAUUUCGGUUGGCACGGAGUACAUUGACGAUAUCAUUGCUGACUUUGAGCAGUCGUUCCAGGCAUCGAAGGCUCUGCCGGACCGUACUGCUUGA